Messenger RNA from Chelmon rostratus (copperband butterflyfish), 2386 nucleotides. It is a transcript of the gene prrg4, whose product is annotated as proline rich Gla (G-carboxyglutamic acid) 4 (transmembrane). The record is from RefSeq and is a predicted model, not a curated record. Bases 473 to 1129 code for a protein of 218 amino acids. Gene Ontology annotation, cellular component: extracellular region. NCBI's taxonomy places the organism in Eukaryota, Metazoa, Chordata, Actinopteri, Chaetodontiformes, Chaetodontidae. The transcript has 6 exons. Gene Ontology annotation, molecular function: calcium ion binding.
AGUGUCGGGAGAGCUGAGGCCACGUCUGUUGGGAGUAAACAAAACCUUUAUUCUUUUAACCUUCCAGAACUUUCUCGGGGGGGUUUCAGAGACUGCCACGGCUACACUUCACUGUAUUUUGCCUUUGAAGGAUGAGCCGCGUUAAAGUUUUUCAGAAGAAGUUGCUAAACACGGCUGUUGUUCGUGACUGUCGCUGAGCGUUUCCUGAUUCAUCGCAUCAGCGUCGCGACUGGGACACGAACCUGCCGCUCCUCUAACAUAAGUCUUAUUUAGUCAGCGCUGGACUCUGCCCAUCGUGAAGUGCCACUUUUCUUCAUAGGUAAUGUAAACUACAGGUAUCCGGUGCUGUCUGGUCAAAGAAAGGCGUACACAUAGCCGUUUGAGGAGCUUGGUGUGUUGUUAAUGGUACUCUGCCCUCUGUGACGCCAAUUAAUGCCACACCCGCUAUCCGCGCGCAAGUGCACGCGUGACCAUGUUGCUUCAUCUGUUCAUACUCCUCCAACUCCUGUCCUGUGGAGAUCUGACCUGUGUGAGGAGGCUACUGUCCACGCAUGAAGGAUCACAGGACCAAGAAGUGUUUGUAGAUGACGGGGAGGCAAAUUCGUUCCUGGGUCGCCAUCUGCUGUUCAACCGGUUUGACUUUGAGAUCUUCGUCCCUGGAAAUCUGGAAAGAGAGUGUUAUGAAGAAGUCUGCAAUUACGAGGAGGCGAGGGAGGUCUUUGAGAACAUCCCGGCCACAGAUGACUUUUGGAAGAAAUACACUGCAGACAAGGACAAGCGUGGUCGGGUUGAUGUGACAUCUCUCCUGGUAGGACUGAUCGCUGGUGGCGUGGUCCUUGUUAUCGUCGGCCUGCUGAUCUGGUAUUUCUGUCAAGGCAAAUGCAAAGAUGACCUUAGCCGUACCAACUCAAUUCGGGUGCGGCCGAGGAGGAGUAAUGCUUCUCUAAUAAUGCGACGGCUAGAAGAGGUGUCCUUACAACCUGUGCUCCCACCUGGACCCCCACCCCCUAUGGAGGCAGUCGACCCCCCAGGGCUACCGUCCUAUGAGCAGGCAAUCGCUAGAAGUGGACAGCAUGACGCACCACCUCCUCCCUAUCCUGGCUCAAGACAUGGAAGUGGUCGCCGGUAGUAUCUUCAGGACAACAUAUCAGCACGUCUGUCCCCAUGAUGCAGGCGAUCUACGCUGUGCUGCUCUGCUUUACAUUGUUUACCAGUUUUUUCAUCAUCACAUGAUUUGAAACGGUGCCUUAUGCUUUCUGUUUAUUGCUCUGAUUAAGUUAUAUUUUUCCAAUCAAAUACUUCUAAUCUUUCUGGCCUGGUUUCUUUCCUUAGCAGUAUAAACUUGUCAGUUUUUAAGCUGCCCUUCCUUAACCUGCUUGUGCCAAAAUGUAGUUUUGUGGGAACCUUUAUUAACUAUUUUCACAGAUGUGAUUACCCUUUGUAAUAUAACCCCAACCCUGUGAAUAAGCUUUAUUAUACACCAUACCCAGUUUGCUGCUGUUUGCCUAAAUUAAAAUGAAGAAUCAGUAAUGUAAUGUAAUAAUAAGGAGAGCUUUAAAUAUGUACAGUAAGCCCUUAAGGAGCCGCUGCUUUCGAUGGAGCAGUGUGGGAGGGCUAAGAGCGAGAUCAGAAUUAUGUUUCAUUACACGACAAGUAUUAAAUGCAGCUGAAGAGAGACAGAGUGAUUUGUGCAGUCAUACAGAUAGAUUUUAAUGGCGUGAUGGUUAAUAUUGUUAAUAUAUUAAAGAAAAUGCUUUUAAGGAUAAUACAAGUGUUUUUGAUGCUCUGACUUACCAGCUUACUUAAAGGUUCACUUUGUACUUUAAGUAUAAUUUUUUUGUUAAUGUUCGCAUUUUCUUGCUGCUUUAUAAAGUUCUAGAGUGUCAGGAAAUGUUUGCUUGAGUCACCAACUAAUGAGAAUGCUCUUCUAAUAUGUGAAGUCAUUUUUUACUUUUGGUAUCGAUCUACAUUGUGGUUAAUUAUUACAUGUACAUUAAAUGGAGGUGGAAGCUCUUCAAAGGUAGUUUUAAAACAUUUUACACUUACACAGAAGAACAUUUUUGCAGUCGUACGAUUACAGCUGUGAUGAACACGAGAGCUACAAAAAAUAUGUCAACAAAAUAUGCAAACAAUGCAGUAAAACUGUUUGCCCAACAUGUCCAAAACAAAGUAACUCAUUUAACUGUAGUUUAUAUGAGCAUUAUAUAAGCCUGUGUGUCAUUUUCAUUAGAUGAUAUGGAAACACAAGAGUUAAGAUGUUAUUAUGUUCCUAUAAAUUACCUGUACCAAAGUUUCAUUAUGACAGGGAUGGCUUUGUUGAAGCCGAUGUGAAGCAUAACUACUUGAAAUGAAAAUCUUUUAUAGCUGUUUUAAAUAAAAUUGAUAU